AUGGAGAACAACACGAAAGUGACAGAAUUUAUCCUCUUGGGCCUCUCCCAGAAUCCCAAAAUCCAGACCCUGCUCUUCAUCCUUUUUCUCUUCAUCUAUAGCACAACAUGGCUUGGAAAUCUUGCCAUUAUAAUCACUGUGAUAACUACACCCAACCUCCACACACCCAUGUACUUCCUCCUAGUCAAUUUAGCUGUCAUAGACAUAAGUGAAUCAUCAGUCACAUCUCUCAAAAUGCUAUUGGAUCUCUUCUCCAACACUCAUACCAUCACAUAUAACUGGUGCAUCACACAGAUCUUCUUCUUCCAUUUAACAGGAGGUGCAGUGGUAUUCUUACUUGUUGCUAUGGCUGUUGACAGGUUUGUAGCUAUCUACAAACCACUGCAAUAUUUAAUAAUCAUGAACAGAGGUGUUUGCAUAGGUCUGGUGGCAGGAGCGUGGUUGGGUGGCUUUGCUCACUCCUUUAUCCAGAUUGGAAUUCUUAUUCAACUGCCAUUCUGUGACACAAACAUUUUGGAUAACUUCUACUGUGACAUCCCUCAGCUCAUCAAACUGGCAUGUACUGGCACCUACAUCACAGAACUGCUGAUGGUUUGCAAUAGUGGGCUACUGCUGACUUUAAUCUUCUUUUCCUUACUUGUGUCAUACACAGUCAUCUUGGUGAAGAUUAGAACACAUGUUACACAAGGGAAACACAAAGCUCUUUCUACCUGUGCUGCACAGAUCAUGGUUAUGAGCUUGAAUUUUGUUCCAGGUAUGCUUGUUUAUGACCGUCCUUUCAAAGUGUUCGCAGGAGAAAAGAUUGCUUCGGUCCUCUACGCCCUUCUGACACCAAUGCUGAACUCAGUGAUUUUCACUUUGCGUAACGCAGAGAUGAAAAACACAGUUUGCAAACUUAUGAGAAAACUGUUGCUUUCUAAAAGGAUAGGAUGA
Molecule: messenger RNA, 933 nt
Organism: Varanus komodoensis (Komodo dragon)
Lineage: Eukaryota; Metazoa; Chordata; Lepidosauria; Squamata; Varanidae
Product: olfactory receptor 4D9-like
Exons: 1
Coding region: 1-933 (310 amino acids)
Biological process (GO): G protein-coupled receptor signaling pathway
Cellular component (GO): membrane
Molecular function (GO): G protein-coupled receptor activity; olfactory receptor activity
Source: RefSeq, a predicted model, not a curated record